CUUUUUCUUUUUUUUUUUCUUUAUUGAAAACCAUGGAAGACAAUAAGAGCAGCAACAGUGAAAAAGCACCUAUUCUUUGUACAGCAGGGUGUGGCUUUUAUGGCAGUGAAGCCUUUAAUAACAUGUGUAGUCAGUGCUUUAAGGCCAAGAACAAAGAGCCUUCUGAAAAGGUCAAGUCACCAUCUCUUGACGAUACCACCAUCGUAACCAACAUUGAAAAGUCAAGAAAGCACCUUCGAAGUCCCUCCCCCGACGAUCCGAGAAUAAGCAGUGCACCUGGUUCUUCAAUAGCUUCGCCAUCUAUUCAAGAGAACGAUAGCAACCAAAAACCCGUUCAGUCAAAUAAAGGAAGAUGCUUUAAAUGUCGAUUAAAGGUUCCUUUAGCUAAACAAGCAGCUAACAAAUGUAGAUGUGGAUAUGUAUUUUGUGAUAGUCAUCGUUACCCUGACCGACAUGACUGCGAUGUCGAUUAUGCAAAGCUAGAUAGAGAAAUCCUAGCAAAAAACAAUCCUAAAUUACAUGAGCGUCCAAAAGGUGGUAGAUCAUUUCAACGCAUUGAUAGUUUAUAAUCACUUUUUUUUUUAUCCCUCAAAUAAAGCAUGAGUGAAAUAUCUAUAUAUAAAAAAAAAA
Messenger RNA from Gilbertella persicaria, 630 nucleotides. RefSeq lists its product as uncharacterized. The coding region runs from base 33 to 569 and encodes 178 amino acids. The record is from RefSeq and is a predicted model, not a curated record. The transcript has 3 exons. Gene Ontology annotation, molecular function: zinc ion binding; DNA binding. NCBI's taxonomy places the organism in Eukaryota, Fungi, Mucoromycota, Mucoromycetes, Mucorales, Choanephoraceae.